AUGCCGCAGCCUUCGCCUUUCAAAAUGUUCAAAGAGAUUUUGAACCCCCCGCCUCUCGUGUCUGUAGACCUCAGCGGGAAAACGGUUGUCUUAGUUGGGGCUAACUCCGGGAUUGGAUUUGAAGCCGCGAAGCAUUUCGCACGAAUGGGACCUCAGAGGCUUAUCCUUGGAUUUCGAAGCGCGGAAAGGGGAGAGGAGGCAGUAGCCAGUAUCUCGAAAGACACAGGCUAUACAACCAUUGAAUCAUGGACCAUUGAUCUGGCAAGUUUCGCUUCGGUAAACGCCUUUGCUGAGCGAUUUAAAAAAGAGGGUGGAAGGCUUGACAUUUUCGUUCCCAACGCCGCUGUCCUUUCUGUUUCUCUCGAUUUCAUAGAUGAUGGUUGGGAGACUAUGUACGCUGUGAACCACAUAUCCAACACCUUGCUUGUUCUGUUGUUGCUUCCUGCGAUGUUGGAAACCGCACGGGUUCAUAAUACCACUCCCAGAGUUGUGCUUGUGACAAGCGGAUAUCAUUAUGGCGCGAAAUUGGACAGCAAGUUGAUUGACGCGCCAAAUGCUCUGCGCACGUACGGACAUCGGGAUCAUUUCACUCAACGAAUACCAAAGAAGUCGUUCGACGGCAGUCAAGUGUACGCAGAGACGAAAUUACUGGUCAUCUUUUUCACCCGUGCCCUGAAUGACAGGCUGCGCCAUAAGCCCAUCAUAGUCAACACCGUCGAUCCAGGAUUCGUCAAGUCCGGCCUUCGAAGGAACCUCGGCGGCAUUCUUGGUUUCGUGAUCAGGAUGAUGGAGAAAUUGAUGGUGCGCACAGCAGAGGAAGGAAGCAGGCCUAUGAUCUGGGCAGCAGUGGGAGCUGAAGAAAAGAAAGAUGAAUUGCGAGGUGCAUUUAUCAGUUCAGUAUCCCAAGUCGAGGAAACGAGUGACUAUUCCAAUAGUCGAGAAGGAUUUAUUGCACAGAACAAGUUAUGGGUAAACCUCAAUGCUCAUAUUUUGACGUCAAUUAAUUCAGCUUCUUUGAAGGAAAACCUUGUUGAAGAGUUGAUGCAAAUAAACCCUGGAAUUCAGCAGACCUCGCAAGAAUGCCUCACUCCGUAUAACAAUCCAACAGACUAG
Molecule: messenger RNA, 1113 nt
Organism: Psilocybe cubensis
Lineage: Eukaryota; Fungi; Basidiomycota; Agaricomycetes; Agaricales; Agrocybaceae
Exons: 4
Coding region: 1-1113 (370 amino acids)
Source: RefSeq, a predicted model, not a curated record